Messenger RNA from Megalops cyprinoides (Indo-Pacific tarpon), 3563 nucleotides. RefSeq names its product alkyldihydroxyacetonephosphate synthase, peroxisomal-like. The coding region runs from base 22 to 1917 and encodes 631 amino acids. The transcript has 20 exons. Gene Ontology annotation, biological process: lipid biosynthetic process. Gene Ontology annotation, molecular function: FAD binding; alkylglycerone-phosphate synthase activity. Lineage: Eukaryota; Metazoa; Chordata; Actinopteri; Elopiformes; Megalopidae. The record is from RefSeq and is a predicted model, not a curated record.
CCUGCGAAACACGGAAGCAGCAUGGCGUCAAACUGUAACAGCUCCGAGCGGCAGCGAAUUGCACAGCAAAGAUUGAAAAUCAUCGCCGGCCAUUUACAGAAAGAUGACGACCGGGAACCGCCGCGGAUCCUCGCGAACGACUGCAAAGCCGAAGCAAGUGACAGAAAUUCUUCGAGAACAAGUACAAUGCCCAAAAGGAGGCAGGAGAUUAUGAAGUGGAAUGGCUGGGGCUACAGCGACUCCAGGUUUCUCUUCAACAAGAAAGGCCAGGCGGAAUUCACCGGAAAGAGGUAUCGUCUGAGUGGCAUGAUCCUGCCCAGUCUGAAGGACUGGUUUGAGGGCACCUUUGGGGCCAGCUUGCAGCACAAAACGCCAGCCACGCCGGUGCUGAACAGCAGGGAUGUGCAGCCCCCCACGCUGAACGAGGCCUUCAUCCAGGACCUGAAGCCCACGGGGAUCCCUUUCUCCCACGAGGCCGAGGACCGGGUGUUCCGCGCCCACGGUCACUGCCUACACGAAAUCUUCGCCCUCCGAGAGGGGAGGUUUGGGCGUGUUCCGGACCUGGUGGUUUGGCCGAGCUGUCACAACGACGUGGUGAAAAUCGUGGAGCUGGCCUGCAAACACAAUGUUUGCUUGAUACCAUACGGAGGAGGGACCAGCGUGUCCAGUGCCCUGGAGUGCCCCCCGGAAGAGACCCGGUCCAUCGUCUCCCUGGACACCUCACAAAUGAACCGAAUCCUGUGGAUCGACGAGAAGAACCUGACGGCGCAUGUGGAGGCCGGCAUCAUCGGGCAGGACCUGGAGAGGGCGCUCAACGAGAGCGGCUACUGCACGGGACACGAGCCCGACUCCAUGGAGUUCAGCUCCCUGGGCGGCUGGGUGGCCACCAGGGCAUCCGGCAUGAAGAAGAACAUCUACGGCAACAUCGAAGACCUGGUGGUCCACAUAAAGAUGGUGACCCCUCGCGGAGUGAUCGAGAAGAGCUGCCAGGGCCCACGCAUGUCCACGGGGCCCGACAUCCACCACUUCAUCCUGGGCUCUGAAGGAACCCUGGGCGUUAUCACUGAAGUCACGAUGAAGAUCCGUCCUGUCCCCGAGUACCAGAAGUAUGGGUCAGUGGUCUUCCCCAGCUUCGAGCAGGGAGUGGCCUGUCUGAGAGAGGUCGCCAAACAGAGGUGUGCUCCCGCAUCCAUUCGGCUAAUGGACAACGCGCAGUUUCAGUUUGGUCACGCGCUGAAGCCUCAGGUCUCCUCGAUAUUCACGUCGUUCUUAGACGGCCUGAAGAAAUUCUACAUCACAAAGUUCAAAGGCUUCGACCCCCACCGCCUGUGUGUGGCCACCCUGCUGUUCGAGGGCGACCGGGAGAGAGUACUGCAGCACGAGAAGCAGGUCUACGACAUCGCCGCCAAGUUCGGGGGCCUGGCAGCUGGAGAGGACAAUGGGCAGAGGGGCUACAUGCUGACCUUCGUCAUCGCUUACCUCCGGGAUCUGGGCAUGGACUACUACGUGAUUGGAGAAUCGUUUGAAACCUCAGUGCCCUGGGACAGGGUUCUGGACCUCUGCAGGAAUGUGAAAGAGCGCAUUGUGAGAGAGUGCAAGGAGAAAGGAGUGCAGUUCCCGCCCUUGUCCACAUGCAGGGUGACGCAGACCUACGACGCCGGCGCCUGUGUGUACUUCUACUUUGCCUUCAACUACAGAGGACUCGGCGACCCCGUGCACGUUUACGAGCAGGUGGAGCAUGCUGCCAGGGAGGAGAUCCUGGCCAAUGGAGGGAGCCUCUCACACCACCAUGGAGUGGGAAAACUGCGAAAGCAGUGGAUGCAGGAGUCUAUCUCCAACGUGGGCAUGGGCAUGCUCAAAUCCGUCAAGGACUACGUGGACCCCGACAACAUCUUCGGCAACAGGAAUCUCCUGUAACUCUCACCCUGCCCUCCCGGCAUCACCUCUCCUCCUCCUAACAGCGUCCGGUGGUGCUGGAAGUAACGGACGACGAGGAAUUAAUACAUUUAAAAAAAUGACAGCGGUCCUCCUGAGCUGACAGAGGGUUUGCCGUAUGAGUGAAAGCAGUGUUUGUGCUGUAAAGCGCAGCUAUCUAACCACACCCUGUUAGAUGUGACUUCUGUCCAUUUCACGUGUCACGGUGAUUCAUGAGAACCUGACCAUUCUCUGCAGGGCCUAUUAACCUGAGCACCAUGACCAUUCUCCACAUGCCAGGUCAUCAGCAAAUCUGCAAAAAAAAAAAAAAAAAAAAAAAAAACUUUAGCAGUCAAUUUUGCGAAACUCAGUCACCUCAACUGCCAUAGUCGCUGCUUUUCUUUACCCCGGUGUCGAGACAGAGGAUGACACCAUGAGGCAUUUCGUUCACGAAUCAUUUCAAGCAGUACCCCCAGGCUGUGUUAUGCUAAAGAAGCUUGAGCGUGAGGAGCAAGUGGUCUCGCAGAAUUCAGUUAAGUUAAUCAUUUGCCCCGAUAUUGAAGAUGAAGGUAUUUAUACUGUGCAUCUUUCACAUUUACUAUUGAUCGUGUGCGUGUUCAUUAAUUUGUUUUUUAUGCUUUUUUGAAUUUUAAUUGUUUUAGACUCACUUGUCGUUCAGAAUUACUUCAGUGUUGUGCUCCAGAAAAAAAAAUCCUUUCACUCUAAAGUACCGUGCCUUUAAGAUCUGUUUGCCUUUCCUCCUUCCUGUUCCUCUUUACCAGACUCCGUGUUAAAUGUUUCCGUCACCAAAAUCCCUCCCCAGAUCGGCUCUGCGCAGUGUCACACUUUGUUUGUUUUGAAAAACGAUGUCAUGCCUCAAGCUAUGAACCUCUCGGUCCUGCUGCUCAUGUGGUUGUGUGUUUUGUCAGACUUCUUCAAAGGAAAGGAAGUCUUUAAAGAAUUUCACCUGGAAUAAUUUUUUUUUUUUUAAUUUCUGUGAGAGGUGUCCCUGUGUAAGCUGCACCUUUUAAUGACUGAAUCUUAAGAUCCUGUGUUCCCUGUACGUGUCUGUGUAGAUGGUCUUACUCUGACCAAUGAGAAUGAAGUAUAACCAACAGUGCAGGUUUUGGAAGGGAGAUGCUGAUUGGCUGUUCCCCCUCUCGUUUUGUUUUGUUCUUGACGUCUGUUGCAGUACAUGACGGUUAAAGGAAAACUGGAACAUACGCACGGCUGUAGUAAUGGAGUAAUGUACCCGCACACUGUCGUAAUGGCUUCCGAGUGAAAGCUUUGCUAAAUCAUACACCAGUUCAGCCACGGAGGGCUUUGCCAGGUCGACACGGUCUGACUACAGCAUUAGAUAAAAGUUUUCUCCUGGGUCCAUUUUGACAGUUGCGUGGGUGCGUGCAUUUCUGCGUUAAAGUGUGCGGCCUUUGCCUGUCACAUCGUGCGUGUGGUUUUGGGAUGAAGGGUGUCGUGUUUGGUUUAGCGUGAACACGUCUGCAGGCUGCUCUCCUGAGUGGGUGUUGCAGCGCACAUGUUUGUACCAAAGACCUGCAGCGUUUCAGGUGCACCACUACAUACAGUCCCUCACCUAUUUUAUGUAUAUGUUUGUAUAUGCUGUAUAUACAUUAUACAUGCAUACAUGGAUA